AUUACUUACAUGAUGUUUGAUGAAAAAAGUGAAAAUGGAUUAAUAGUUGGUGGUAAAUAUCUGCCAGAGGAAUUAUUAGCAGAAAUUUUCUGCUAUGUCGAUUGUGAUUCCUUGUUACGUUGUCAAAUAGUCUGUAAACUUUGGAAAGUUUUAAUUCAAACUUAUGUUUGGCGUAAAAAGGUAGAAAUUUUAUUUGGUCGAUCACUUCUUUUGAAUAAAGAAGUGCCUUGGUAUGUGCAUUAUGUAAUAUGUAAAAAAAAGCCUUUUGAAAGAAAUUUAAUACAAAAUCACUCUGGAGAAUAUGGAACCCAAAAAUACUGGAAGAUUAUUAGUGAAGGCGGUGAUCGUUGGAAAGUUGAAAAUCCUCCUACAAAUGUUGUACCUUUACCAAAUAAUGAGCCUGUUUUUGAAGGAAAACAGUUCUGUUUUGUUACUUCCUAUCGUAGUUGCACCAAAAUACAAAUCAUUGAUUUAGAAGUUGAAGGAUUGACAUCAUAUGUUUUAGAUAAUUUACAACCUCCAAUAGUGGUAAGUGAGUGGUAUAGUUGUCGUUCAGAUUGCCCAGCUAUUUAUGAAUGUGACAUCAAAUUAUUAGGAGAAGGUAACAGAAUCAUAGAUUUUUUCCAUUUUCAUGAUAGUAUUAUAGGAGAACAACAAAACCAAUGGCAUCGGAUAUCACAUGAAUUUAAGAACUAUGGACAUGGAUUACGAAAAAUUCAUUUUUCGCAUAGUGGUACUGAUAAAUUAUUUUGGGCAGGGCACUAUGGUAGCAAAAUGGCAGGUGCUUGUGUACAUGUAAAAAUUCCCAUUGCACAACCUCGUAGUGAUGAAGAAAUGAAUAUAUCACAUGAUAUAGACUAAUCAGAUAUUCAUGAUGUUAAAUAUACAAU
Messenger RNA from Eufriesea mexicana, 890 nucleotides. RefSeq names its product F-box only protein 44. The transcript is spliced from 3 exons. Gene Ontology annotation, cellular component: cytoplasm; SCF ubiquitin ligase complex. Gene Ontology annotation, molecular function: protein binding; ubiquitin protein ligase activity. Bases 10 to 861 code for a protein of 283 amino acids. Gene Ontology annotation, biological process: ERAD pathway; glycoprotein catabolic process; SCF-dependent proteasomal ubiquitin-dependent protein catabolic process. The record is from RefSeq and is a predicted model, not a curated record. NCBI's taxonomy places the organism in Eukaryota, Metazoa, Arthropoda, Insecta, Hymenoptera, Apidae.